This is a messenger RNA of Gongylonema pulchrum, 993 nucleotides long. Lineage: Eukaryota; Metazoa; Nematoda; Chromadorea; Rhabditida; Gongylonematidae. The record is from the annotation of a GenBank genome assembly.
AUGAGUUAUGUUGAGGUACAAACUGAUGAACUGUCGGUGGUGGAUGUGGAGGAGAUGCGCCUAGAGGUAAGCAAAAAGGAUGGCAUCAUUGAGGAUUUGAGGAGAACGAUCGAAGAACUGAAGAAGCAAAUGAUCAAGCAAGAUCGCUGCAUGGAUGCUUGUAAAGAAACCAUAAGGAAACUGCUAAUACAACAGAGCACCAUGGAGAGAAAACAGGCGAAAGCGAAAUGCAUGGAAAAUUGCUUGCGUAUUGGGCAGUUCAAGCCGACACGUCAUCGCGAAGAGUUCCGUGAGGUGUGGGCCGAUGGCUGGGCAUUCGAGGAGAUCAACAAAGCGCAGCAGAGGAUUGCAAAUGAACGCAAUGAAAUAAUCAACGCCUCACAGAACCUCAAAAAGAGGAAACCACCGGGCAAUCAUCCGCGAGACUUUAAAAGGAAUUUGAAAUUGAUGUAUGACCUCAGAGCGCUGUCUGCUGGUUCGGAUGGUAUGACGCCUUCCACUUCCACAGUAUCGAUGUCGAACUCCACUUCAAUCGGUGAUGAUCUGUUCGCAAAACCAGAACUUCCCAAAGAACUGACACAUCAGGAGUAUAUGGAACAGGAAGAAAUAUAUCGCUUACGCAGGGUGGAGCAUUUAAAAAAGGAAGAAUCGGAAUUGAUUGCGGAGCGUGACCGCCUGGAAAGGGAGCGCAAUUUGCAUAUUCGUGAAUUAAAACGGGUUCAGUACGAGGAGGCAAGCCGAUACAAAGAUCAUGAAUUGCUCAACAGGCGCUACUUGCUGCUUUCGCUUCUCGGCAAAGGCGGCUUCAGCGAGGUGUGGCGCGCUUUUGAUUUGGAUGCGAACAAGUACGUGGCAUGCAAAAUCCAUCAUGUAAAUAAGGAAUGGAAAGAGGACAAAAAGGCAAAUUAUGUGAAGCACGCGAUGCGUGAGAAAGAUAUCCAUAAGACAUUGGACCACCCACGAAUUGUUCGCUUGUUCGAUUUGUUCACCAUC